UUGUGAUAAACGUCAAUGAAACACUAAAACAAGAAGAAGAAGCAGCAGCGCUAAGCUAGCUCCAUCUCCACAUUUUCCCGCCUCAGCAGGGCUCUGUCGCUUCGCGCAAGACGUCGCAUGAAUCUAAACUUCGGACGGAGAGAUCGACGCAACCAGGAAAUGGAUUCUUCUCUGACUGCGUAUCUGCUCCUGCUGUCUGUGGUCUUCAUGCAGUUUGUCUCUGCUACAGAAGAGAUCAACAUCAAAGCUACCACUGGAGCGGAGGUCACUAUGCCUUGCAGCGACCCUGACGAUAACCCCAUCGAGGUCGUAGAGUGGAGCAAAUCUGGCCUGGGGGCAAAAUUUGUCCUCCUGUUCAAAGACGGGAAGAUGGAUCUAAAUAAGCAGCAUCCAGAUUUUAAGGACCGGGUGGAACUGUUGGACUACAAGAUGAAGGGUGGAGACGUGUCUUUGGUUCUGAAGAAAGUGCAGAUCAACGAUACGGGAGAAUAUGAGUGUCGAGUCAUCCAGAAGGUCGACGGGGAGGAACUCAGGAUGAAGAUCUACCUGGAUGUAGUAGGUGAGUGUUGAGUCACUAAAACAAAC
Poecilia latipinna (sailfin molly) is the source of this 585-nucleotide messenger RNA. RefSeq names its product V-set domain-containing T-cell activation inhibitor 1-like. Gene Ontology annotation, cellular component: external side of plasma membrane. Gene Ontology annotation, biological process: immune response; cellular response to lipopolysaccharide; cell surface receptor signaling pathway. The record is from RefSeq and is a predicted model, not a curated record. Lineage: Eukaryota; Metazoa; Chordata; Actinopteri; Cyprinodontiformes; Poeciliidae. The coding region runs from base 118 to 570 and encodes 150 amino acids. The transcript is spliced from 3 exons.